Apus apus (common swift) is the source of this 1482-nucleotide messenger RNA. It is a transcript of the gene ATP6V1C2, whose product is annotated as ATPase H+ transporting V1 subunit C2. Gene Ontology annotation, molecular function: proton-transporting ATPase activity, rotational mechanism. The coding region runs from base 49 to 1197 and encodes 382 amino acids. Gene Ontology annotation, biological process: proton transmembrane transport. NCBI's taxonomy places the organism in Eukaryota, Metazoa, Chordata, Aves, Apodiformes, Apodidae. Gene Ontology annotation, cellular component: lysosomal membrane; vacuolar proton-transporting V-type ATPase, V1 domain. The record is from RefSeq and is a predicted model, not a curated record. The transcript is spliced from 13 exons.
CGGCGGCGGGCGGGCAGCUGGCGCGAGGCAAAGGGAAAAUACUGUAUCAUGUCGGAGUUCUGGCUAAUUUCUGCCCCUGGAGAUAAAACAAACCUGCAGGCAUGGGAGAGAAUUAACACAGUGACGUCUAAAUCCAACCUGUCCAGCAACAGCAAAUUCCAUAUUCCAGAUUUAAAGGUGGGGACACUGGAUGCUCUUGUUGGUCUGUCAGAUGAGUUGGGAAAACUUGAUAGCUUUGCUGAAAGCGUAAUAAAGAAAAUAGCCCAGUACAUAGGAGAAGUUAUGGAAGACUCAAAAGAUAAAGUCCAGGAAAAUCUUCUGGCCAAUGGAGUUGACCUAAUUAGCUACCUGACACGGUUUGAGUGGGACAUGGCCAAAUAUCCCAUAAAGCAGCCGCUGAAGAAUGUAUCAGAAGCAUUAGCAAAGCAAGUGACUCAAAUAGAAGCAGACCUAAAGACCCGAUCAGCUGCAUACAACAACAUUAAAGGAAAUUUGCAAAGCCUGGAGAAAAAGACUGUGGGAAAUCUGCUGACUCGGACCCUAGCAGACAUUGUGCAUAAAGAAGACUUUGUUCUGGAUUCUGAGUAUCUUAUCACACUGCUUGUCGUGGUGCCAAAGUCAAGCUAUGUACAGUGGCAGAAGACCUAUGAAUCCCUCUCUGAUAUGGUAGUGCCUCGCUCCACUAAAAUGAUUGCUGAGGAUGCAGAGGGAGGACUCUUCACUGUGACCCUAUUUAGAAAAGUGAUGGAUGACUUCAAGGCUAAAGCCAGGGAGAACAGGUUCAUGGUUCGAGAAUUUUAUUUUGAUGAGAAGGAACUGAAAUGUGAAAAGGAAGAGCUGAUGAAAUUAGCUUCUGAUAAGAAACAACAAUAUGGUCCAUUACUGCGCUGGCUGAAAGUGAACUUCAGUGAAGCAUUUGUGGCUUGGAUUCACGUGAAAGCCUUGAGAGUUUUUGUUGAAUCUGUCCUGAGGUAUGGCCUUCCAGUGAAUUUCCAAGCAAUGCUGUUGCAGCCUAACAGGAAAUCCGUUAAACGCCUGAGAGAUGUCCUAAACGUGGUUUUCAAACACCUGGAUGAAGUUGCAGCAGCAAGUAUAAUGGAUCCUGGCAUGGACAUCCCUGGUUUACAACUGAGUAAUCAAGAAUACUAUCCUUACGUCUAUUUCAAGAUUGACCUCAGUCUUCUUGACUGCAGUUAAAAAAAAAAAAAAAAAAAAAGCUCAGGCUUCAGUUAUUAAUUUUCAAGAUCCUAAUGUUACAGUAAAACAAUCUUUAGCUGCUGAAAGUAAAAUUAAAAUACAGAUGCUGUAGCAGGAUAAUUGCCCAAGAUCUUCCUACCGCUUCCAGUAAUUUUUACAGCGACUUCAUAGUUUUACAAAAACAUAUUUCAGAGGCAGGAGGCACUAUGGUAGUAUUUAUUUUUUUUUGCUAUGUUACAAAGAUGGAAUAGCUAUUGGACUUGAAAUAAAACAAUUUAAAAAGUG